This is a messenger RNA of Hevea brasiliensis (rubber tree), 1803 nucleotides long. RefSeq names its product probable anion transporter 3, chloroplastic. The transcript is spliced from 8 exons. NCBI's taxonomy places the organism in Eukaryota, Viridiplantae, Streptophyta, Magnoliopsida, Malpighiales, Euphorbiaceae. Gene Ontology annotation, cellular component: plastid. Gene Ontology annotation, molecular function: phosphate transmembrane transporter activity. Bases 192 to 1709 code for a protein of 505 amino acids. Gene Ontology annotation, biological process: transmembrane transport. The record is from RefSeq and is a predicted model, not a curated record.
CUACUCUGUUUUCGUUUCUUUCUCAGUAUAAACCAAACUCUCUCCCUUCUCCAGUCUCCGAGGGUCCUUUAAAAAACUCUUCCUUGUAACGUUCCAUUCAAAGAGCUAUGUUAUAGCUCUGUCUCCAGUUUUUAAUGUCCAUAAAGGCAACUAUCUAAUUCUCUCUUCUCUUUGUUUCACUCUUUCCUCUCAUGGCGGCUAAUUCUCUGCAGCUACAUUCUUUCUCGCCGAGGUCUGCUCGUUACUUGGGCUCUCAAUCAAUGAGCAAUUUGAGGAGAACCCAUUUGAGUUUUGAGCCUAGAAUCCUAAAACAGAGCAUCAAAUGGGAGGGUGGUUGGACAAGGAGUGAAGAUCAUUUGAAGGAGAAGAAGCAGAACCGAGGGUGCGUGGUGAAGUGUACAGCAGAGAGUAUAGAGAGAGGAAUAUUGAUGGGAGGAAAAGAGGGUGAAAUUAGUAUGGUAUCGGAGAGGUACAAGGUGGUGGCUUUAACGGCGUGCGUUAUGUGCCUUUGUAAUGCUGAUCGUGUUGUUAUGUCUGUCGCUGUUGUUCCUCUUGCUGCCAAAUACGGCUGGUCCAGUUCCUUCCUGGGCAUCGUCCAGUCAUCGUUUCUGUGGGGAUACAUAUUCUCAUCAGUAAUAGGAGGAGCCCUGGUAGACAAAUAUGGAGGAAAAAGAGUGAUGGCAUGGGGCGUGGGGCUGUGGUCUUUGGCCACUCUUCUUACUCCAUGGGCUGCUAACCACUCCACCUUCGGUCUCUUGGCCGUUCGUGCCUUCUUUGGACUUGCUGAGGGUGUAGCUCUGCCUUCCAUGAGCACCCUCUUGUCAAGGUGGUUUCCGAGCCAUGAACGAGCAAGUGCGGUUGGAAUUUCUAUGGCUGGAUUUCAUCUUGGCAAUGUUAUAGGCUUACUUCUAACUCCAAUUAUGUUAUCAACUGUUGGAAUUUCUGGUCCUUUUAUUCUCUUCGCUUCCCUUGGACUAAUGUGGUUAACAACAUGGGCAAGUGGCGUCACGAGUGAUCCACGAGAUAGCCCUUUUAUCAGUAAAUCAGAGUUGCGAUUAAUUCAAGCUGGUAAAACUGAUUCACCAACGAACAAAGGCCAGCUUCCACCACUACGCCUACUAUUCUCAAAACUUCCAACAUGGGCAAUUAUUUUUGCUAAUGUAACUAACAAUUGGGGGUACUUUGUUCUUCUCUCAUGGAUGCCUGUAUAUUUCAAGACAGUUUUUAAUGUAAACUUGAAGCAAGCGGCUUGGUUUAGUGCUGUUCCAUGGGGGACAAUGGCACUUUCUGGUUACAUUGCAGGAGCAGCAUCGGAUUCCUUAAUCAAGGCAGGCUACUCUAUCACAUUAGUCCGAAAGAUAAUGCAGUCUAUUGGUUUCAUUGGACCUGGCGUGUCAUUGCUCUGCUUAAAUUUUGCCAAGACACCAGUGACUGCUUCUAUGUUAAUCACAGCAGCCCUGAGCUUGAGUUCUUUCAGCCAAGCUGGCUUUCUUCUCAAUAUGCAAGACAUAGCACCUCAAUAUGCAGGAUUCCUCCAUGGAAUUGCAAAUUCUGCGGGAACAUUUGCAGCGAUAGUGAGCACAAUUGGAACAGGUUAUUUUGUUCAAUGGCUGGGAUCUUUUCAGGCAUUCCUGACUGUCACGGCAGGGCUCUAUUUCGUUACCACCAUCUUUUGGAAUAUGUUUGCUACAGGAGAACGAGUUUUCUAGACUAAUAAUUAUAUUAUUCAUGAAGCUGCUACUAGAAAUAAGGUGAACAUAAGUUUGAAAAUUUUGAGCCUAUAGGAUAAAUUUUUCAUGUACA